UCUCAAAAUGACCAAAGACAUGAAGGACGAGUCGUUCAGGAGAGUGCUGGAGGUUUCAGAACCCCUGAAAAUUGAAGGACACGACAUCGCUUUCAUAUUGAACGAAGAGACUAUUUCAUUCCAGUGAAGAAGGAGGCGGAAAGCGAGGUGGAUCGUGAUCGAAUCGAGUGGCGUUUCUCCACAUUAAUUUUGUCUCUCACAGGAAGGGGUGUAGGUGUUGUUAGCAAUGGAAGGGGAUAAAUUUGAUGGGAUUCCCUUAAUGUCUACUCUGCUCCUUAUCUACCGUUGGUUUCUGUAAUGAGACUCGGAUUAGAUACGCGUUCUUCUGUUAUUCCAUCUUCUUUAUAUAUAUACUGGAUUAUUAAUAUUUCUUAAGCAGUGCAGUUCCUUGUAAGCUGUAAGAACAAGCCUAUUACUAACAUCAAUGGCAUGGAGAAAGUUUUUUCUACAUGUGUACAACAAGUAGGCUGGUGCUUUGGAUUAUUUGAUUCUAAUGUCGCUCAAACUCCUAUUGAUGUUUCGGGUAUUUUCUUUUUAGGGGAGGGGGGUUGCUGUUAUGGGUGAUUUUUCAGUUCAAAUUACUCCUGAACUUGUUAAUCGGUUUGCUAAUGAUGGGGAAAAAUUAAAGAAGAAAGCAAAGAAGACUAUACCUAAGACCCGACGAGAAACUCCCCUGCUCAAAGCUAAGGUGAAUGAGAAACAGCUGCAUGAUGAUUCUGAAACACACAAACGGAUUGCUUCUCCAGGAUGGCCAGUUCAACCUCCACUGUACUUGCCAAUAACCCAAACUGUACAUCCUGCAAAUGCCGAGUUGGAUGCAAUCCGAUCAGUCAUUCAAGAGAGCGAGAGGGUUCUGGAAAAGUUCCAGAAGCAGGAGGAUAACAUGGUGCAGCAAGUAACUGAAAGAGCCAAGAAUCUCUGUGAUAAGGAAUUCAAGCUUCCAAACCAGAAGCCUAUGCCAUGUUUGGUUGAUUAUAAUGCUUGCAGGGCAUGCUACAAGGAGCAUGCUGAUGAUAUUCUGAAAUGUGCCCCCCUCACUAAGAGUUAUUAUGAAUGUGUUCGCAGAGCUAAGCAGCAACAGAAUUCAGCAGAUAAGUAGACUUUCUUGGAAGAAAAAUUUUCAAGUGUUAUACAUGAUUCCAACCUAAAUGUGGGUUUUGAUAGAUGAGACAAUUACAUAUUUGUGGUCCAAAUAAACCAAACACUAAUUGCCAUUUUCAGAAUGUAAGCUUGUGCUGUCAUAGUGCAUUUAGGAUUUUGUUACACUGAUUGCUUCUGUCUCUAGACAAUGUUGCAAUUCUCAUGGCAAGCACUUGCAGUGUUAAAAUUUCUUUUGGAACCUGUCAGUGAAAGUUGAAUACUGUUGUGGUGCA
This is a messenger RNA of Populus trichocarpa (black cottonwood), 1373 nucleotides long. RefSeq lists its product as uncharacterized. The coding region runs from base 557 to 1099 and encodes 180 amino acids. Lineage: Eukaryota; Viridiplantae; Streptophyta; Magnoliopsida; Malpighiales; Salicaceae. The record is from RefSeq and is a predicted model, not a curated record. The transcript is spliced from 2 exons.